Messenger RNA from Dendrobium catenatum, 456 nucleotides. RefSeq names its product RING-H2 finger protein ATL74. The record is from RefSeq and is a predicted model, not a curated record. Lineage: Eukaryota; Viridiplantae; Streptophyta; Magnoliopsida; Asparagales; Orchidaceae. The transcript has a single exon. The coding region runs from base 1 to 456 and encodes 151 amino acids.
AUGACUUCAAAUUCUUCAGCUUCUUCCAUGAACGGAUGGGGACCGUAUUCAGGCGCGAGAGACUUCAACAGAAGCAUGCUUAUUAUAGUAUUCAUCCUUGUUUUUGUGAUCUUCUUCUUUCUUCUUCUUCGCGCGACUUCUCGCUUUCUUUACAGCCUUCGCACCCGCCGCGCUCAGUUGCAAGCUGCCAUGUCCGGGGAGCUGAAGGAACAGAUUGAGGCUGUCGUGCCGACGAGGCUGCUGGUGUUCUCUCAAGGGAUAAUGGAGACUUCGGCGACUGAAUGCGCCAUUUGUUUGUGUGAGUUUGUGGAAGGAGAAGGGCUGAGGGUUCUCCCAAAUUGUAAGCACUGGUUUCAUGAGAGCUGUAUUGAAGUUUGGCUUAGUUGUGGAGGAUCUUGUCCUACUUGUCGCACUAGUUGUGCGAGCAUGGCCAAAGAUGAAGUGGAAAAGAGAUGA